GACAUUGAAAUAGAGGAGCAAUCCCAUUUUGCCAUGGUGAACUCAAAGACUGCAGCUCCAACUGUGGUGCAGCUGAUUUUGAGCCAAACUGAGAAAGUUCUGGAAGAAGUAGACUGGCUGAUCACAAAACUGAAGGGCCAGCUGAGCUCUGACAAAGAACUGACAGAUGAGAACUCUCAAAUAUCAACGACAAGAGAACCUGCAGAGAAAGCUAUUGUCCUUCAAUUGGGCAUCCUUUUGACUGCUUUCCAUGAGCUUAUCCAAACAUCCAUUCCAGCUGGGAGCUGUGUGGACACUCUCUUGAAAGAGCUUGCUAAAAUGUACAGCAUUCUUACCUCCUUGGUGAAAUACUAUAUUCAAGGUUACACUGGUCAUGUGGCACAUCUUCCUGCAAGAUUUGAAAAACUGGUUAAACUUUCAGGAUCACACCUGACCCCACAGUGCUAUGCUUUCAUAACCUAUGUUCAG
Rhincodon typus (whale shark) is the source of this 468-nucleotide messenger RNA. Its product is annotated as Fanconi anemia group I protein-like. The annotation marks the transcript as partial. The record is from RefSeq and is a predicted model, not a curated record. Gene Ontology annotation, molecular function: DNA polymerase binding. Lineage: Eukaryota; Metazoa; Chordata; Chondrichthyes; Orectolobiformes; Rhincodontidae. Gene Ontology annotation, biological process: DNA repair. The transcript has 5 exons.